CAACAAAAAAAACAAAAAAAAAGAGAAGAGGAUGUCGUCGUCAAGGGAGCUACAAUACUUGGAGUACACAUACAGAAACAACCGUCCCACGACGGGUCUCCUCAACUCCAUCUUCAUGACCACCGUUAACACCGCCGCUCGUUCUCUCGUCUCCGUCGCCUCCACCGCCUCCACACCGGAGCUAGCUUCUAGGCGGUGGUCGGCUUCAGACCAUCUCAGGUUCAUGUCUAUGAUGAUGGCGUGGCUUGCUCUUUGGCUCCUUAGGGUUUUCUUGGACUAUCUUCCUCUUCCUCUCGUCUCUUCUUCUUCUUCUUCUUCUGCUUCUUAUUCUUAUUCUUAUCCUCCCUUUAGUUUUGCUUCGGGUCUUCUUACCGCGGCGGCGGAGAACGCGUUGGUCCCGGUUUCGGCUUCCUCCUCCUCCUCGUCCACGUCAUCAACGGCUUUGGUGAAGUAUUCAGGGUCGGCUGAUUUGGGUAUGAUGAUUUGUGACGGCGUUGAUGUGCCUUCCGUUAACUCUCUCGGUAGAGCACUUUGUCACGCACUAGCGCUCAUGAACGAGAUUCCAAUAACCUCACGAAAAUACCAAUUUACGAUGGGAAUGGCCGAGAAGAUCAUGGAAGACAACGCGCAGAGCUGCAACGUGGAGCUACUCGAUGUCAACCGAGCGGCCCUCGCUUCCUCCUUUGCACGCACCACUGCGCGUUUGCAAGACUCCUUGAAACGUUCUCGAACCGCAGAUGAGCCUUUCCUUGGUUUGCCGUUGCGUGUGGUUAGCGCACUUCCGCUAGGAGGCUAUGUAGCUUCUUACGUGAGAGGAGUGACCACGUGCAUCAACACGGUCAGGUCCUUGGCUGAUAUGACCGGUAACUUGUUAUCAUCGCAGAGUAGGAGGAGAGAGUCUGCGUUGGUGAGAGCUGGUGGUUUCCAGGAGAACGAGGUUGAACUAGCGGUGGAGAAACUAGCGGAGGAGCUUUUGUGGAUGACAGAGAAACUUAGACGUUAUGGUGCUGUGGAAGAAGGUAUCAAACGGUGGAGCUACGCUUCGGCUUUAGCUUCCUUGUCUCUCACGGCUGCUCCUAGGGUUCAAGGCCUCAUGGUUAAGAUUACAGCGCUCUUAAUUGGAGAGUUAGCAAGGGACAACACACAAGUUCCGGGACAAGUUAAGUUCAGACUCCUUGCAAACUGGCUACCGUUGUUUAGCCACGCAAGGAACGGUCUAGCCUUUCCGGUUCUCACGGGUUACGAGAGAGUUGAGGUGGAACGUGCCAUAGACAAAGCCAUCUCGACUUUGCCUGCACUGGACCAAGAAAUCUUACUCACAAACUGGCUCCAAGAUUUCUCAAUCUCGGCCUCUGAGUGGCCCAAUCUCACCCCAGCAUACGACCGGUGGUGCCACUCCACUCGCCAACUUGUCAUGUAGACGACCAGUGGUCCAAUGAGAACAAGAAAAACAUAGAUGCCUCUCGAUAGCUUGUGUCCAAAAAUUUAUCGUAGGUAAUAAAAGACUAGCUUCGAUCUAGUCAAAGAUUCAGACCUUGAAACCUUUGAUGUAUCUCUCGAGUCUAAGAAGACUGAA
Messenger RNA from Eutrema salsugineum, 1576 nucleotides. RefSeq lists its product as uncharacterized. Bases 32 to 1420 code for a protein of 462 amino acids. The transcript is spliced from 3 exons. NCBI's taxonomy places the organism in Eukaryota, Viridiplantae, Streptophyta, Magnoliopsida, Brassicales, Brassicaceae. The record is from RefSeq and is a predicted model, not a curated record.